Messenger RNA from Medioppia subpectinata, 2051 nucleotides. The record is from the annotation of a GenBank genome assembly. NCBI's taxonomy places the organism in Eukaryota, Metazoa, Arthropoda, Arachnida, Sarcoptiformes, Oppiidae.
AUGAAAGUGGGCAUACAUAGAGCGCACGCGCGUCACAGCAUAGGUGACGGCACCGGCAUUAAUACAAACACACAGUGUUUAUAUGUGGCGUCCAUUUUGGCACUCAAUUACCACAAUCGCCGACACAACAGACCACGUGUUGCCACAGACACACACUUCCCCAUCAGUGUGACCGUCGAGACCACCGAUUGGAUGGACACCACCCGAAGCCACUUGUCCUCCACCACAGCCGCCGCCACCCCCGCCAUCGUCGCCCCCUCCGGCUCUCCCACUGUGACCACAACCACCGCCAGUGUCUCCACAGCCGCCCAACCCGUGUCCGUAACGCUCACCACAUUCACGCCCCACAACCGUACGGACAACCCGUUCAGUAAGACUCCCGUCACCGGCGCUGUCGUCGUCACACCGGCUGUCGUACCGGUCAUCACAUCCACGCAUCAACACUCGUCGUCACCGCCGAAGUCCAUGUCCUCCUCCACGGCCACCACCGGCGGCGACGCAACCGCCGAUACGGCCGCCGCUGAAAGUACCGGUCGGUCGUCUGUGAUCUUAGCGCCCGCGCGACUGGCGCUCAACAAUAACACAAACACUACGACAGGAGCGUCCAUAUCGUCGGCCACCCCUUUGGGAGGUGUGGGCGCCGGCGCCGCAGUCGCCGCUCCACUCCAACACAUGGCCACCAAUAGGGACACGAUUAACAACUACUUUAGCAGUAAUAUCACCGCCGGUGGCGCUGCUAUGACCACAACCACAACCGGCUCCACAACGGCCACCACAGGCGGCGGUUCGGGCGGUAUUCUGGCCGAGAGUCGACUGUCGAGCGCUGUGUUAUCGACAGCCGUCAGCACCGGUACAACCAGUAAGUCAUUGUUGAGGCCAUCGGUGUUACGAUUCGCCGAUUCGUCCACUAAUAACUCGCAAAACGUGCCCAAAGAGUCCAAAGUGUUUGCAUUUGUAUCGCUGUCUAAGGAGGACAUCCCGAGACCGGCCACAACUCUACUGCCGGCGGACAGUAUCAUACGGUGCGGCGCCGACACCACCUCUCCGUUCAAUGGGGAGGAGGCGUCCGCCGGCGGCACUACCAGCACCUCCAACACUACCACCUCAUCGACCAAAAGCACUCACACGUCGUCGUCCACCGCAAACACCUAUUCAUCGGACGGAAGCGUCAGUUUACUGCCCGCACCCGUCGUUUCCGUUGCCACCGCCGCGACGGCCGGUUCGGUGGCCAUAUCGAGCAGUAGCGAUGUGGUGGUGGCGGCGGCCGCCGGUGCCGGGAGUAGCAGUAGUGGCGGCACCGGCAGUAUCGACAGCUGCGACGACAGUAACAGCCAAUCGGCGUUUGUUUUUGGUCAUAAUUUGGCCGAACGCGCAGUGUAUGUGCAAAACAGUGGCCAAAAGCACGGCAUCGACGGCCCGGACGACACGGCCAACGGCUCGAAACGGACAAAGACAGCGGCCGGUGACGACUCGGCCGCUAAACACGAUAUAAACGGUGAUAUAGCGACAGGAGGUUUCUCCGCCGGCACCGAAGGCAAGGCUGACGGCGCGCUUGACUUGUCUUCCACCGGCGCCGCCGAGCCGUCCGGUUCCGCCGCCUCUCCCGACAAACACUCGGAUAAUAAGCGAAAAUACGAAGUGAUUACCGGAGAAGAAGUGAUGAGGACGUCGGGCGCGCUUCGGGUAAUACUGAACGCUCACGUGGUGUCCGGCAUGCGGUUUGAUGUGUCCAACGAACAGUGUCUUCGGUUCACGAAUGUGGACGGCAUUUAUCUCAUCAAAGGCGCGCCCAAAGACAUCGACCAACUGAACAGUGCCGUCGAAUACCGGUUACGGGAGAUCGCGAAACGCAGCAAACAGUGCGACGAACACAUGAACGCCGAGACCACUGCCGCCGACAAACACAAGUGGGCCGACAGACCACUACCGCCGGUGACGCCGCCGCCAGUCGACAGUCAAACGCUGCCUUCGCAGCCGACGCCUCUCGAAGAGACUUCUAAUGAUAGUUAAAAAUUGUUGUCAUCCCUCCCGUCGCCGAUCCCUAGACCGCC